Platichthys flesus (European flounder) is the source of this 2475-nucleotide messenger RNA. Its product is annotated as protocadherin alpha-8-like. Gene Ontology annotation, cellular component: plasma membrane. The record is from RefSeq and is a predicted model, not a curated record. The coding region runs from base 1 to 2475 and encodes 824 amino acids. Lineage: Eukaryota; Metazoa; Chordata; Actinopteri; Pleuronectiformes; Pleuronectidae. Gene Ontology annotation, biological process: homophilic cell-cell adhesion. The transcript has 2 exons. Gene Ontology annotation, molecular function: calcium ion binding.
AUGAGCUUGGUCACCGACUACAUACAGCCACAGAAGUCUACACCUGCCUACAUUGCCACGCUAAACAGCUUCCACUGUGCAUUACGCUGCGGGAUAACAAUGGAGAGGAUAAGGCGAUAUCCAUCAAAUCAGCAUCGGUUUGCUUUAUAUUUUUUCUUCAUGCUGAUCGUCGGAAAGCAGGCAUCGGCUGAACUGAGGUACUCGAUUCCCGAGGAGAUGAGAGAAGGAAGCGUUGUUGGAAACGUAGCAAAGGAUCUUGGUCUGGAUAAAAGCUCUUUGGUUGAUUGGCGGUUCCGUGUUGUGUCUGAAUCUAAGGACGCCUUUUUCGAGGUAAAUCCGGACAAUGGGGCUUUACAGGUUCUUAAGAAAAUCGACAGGGAGGAGCUUUGUCAGGGAAGCGGUGCAUGUUUAAUAGAGCUGAAAAUCCUCGUUGAUAACCCUUUGGAAAUACAUUACGUACUUGUAGAAAUCACUGACGUGAAUGAUCACUCCCCUGUUUUUUCCGAAAAGGUGCAGAAAUUUGAAAUAGCAGAGCAUUCCUCUCCGGGAUCGAGAUUCGAACUUCACGCGGCCCGUGAUCCCGAUGCUGGAAUUAACUCUAUUCGCACAUACACAUUAACGACAAACGAUCACUUUGGAAUAGACAUUAGUAGCAGCGAUGAUGAUAAGAUACCAUUUUUAUUGCUGAAGAAGUCAUUAGAUAGAGAACGGAAGGAUAAACACGUGUUAUUUGUAACAGCAGUUGACGGAGGUAAACCUCCGAGAUCAGGCACACUGAAUGUUUCCAUUAUUGUUUUAGAUAUUAAUGACAAUCGUCCAAUGUUUAGUCAGGAGACUUAUCAAGUAGAAAUAUAUGAAAACGCUCAAGUUGGAACGACCGUUAUAAAAGUUAAUGCAACAGAUCCAGACGAAGGUAGUAAUGGGGAAAUCGAGUACAGCUUCAGCAAAACAAUGGCACGUAAAAUAUACGAGAUAUUUGAACUGGAUAGUUUCAGCGGACAAAUUAAAUUGAAAGGUGAACUUGAUUUUGAGGAAUCAGAGAUUUACAAACUAGAUGUUCAAGCCUCAGAUAAAUCAACCCCACCAUUAACAAGCAGAUGUAGAGUUAUUGUAAAGAUUAAAGACGUAAACGACAAUCCACCAAAAAUAGAAGUGACAUCACUUUCGAAUACAGUGUCUGAAGAUUCAAAACCUGGAACAGUUAUUUCACUUAUCACUGUGCGGGAUAAAGACUCUGGUAUCAAUGGAAAAGUUAUUUUAAGUAUAACAAACGAAGCUCCAUUUGAACUAAAACCUUCUUAUAAGGAAAACACAUAUUCAGUUACCACUAAACAAUUUUUGGACCGAGAGGAGGUGUCAAAUUAUGAUAUCACAAUAAAAGCUACCGACUGUGGUGAACCUCCCUUAUCAACUUUUAAAACUCUAAACUUUCAGAUAUCAGAUGUUAAUGACAACAGUCCACAAUUCUCCCGAAAUCCGAUACAGUUUUAUCUCUCAGAAAAUAACAUUGCUGCAAAGUCGAUUUUCUCUGUGAGCGCAACGGACAGUGAUUUAAAUAACAACGCAGCUGUUUCAUAUCAUAUUGUCAGAAAGGGGAGUAAAAAUGACAUAAUGUCUUUUCUAAAUAUUAACUCAGAGAACGGUGACAUCACUGCCCUAAAAAGUUUCGACUUUGAAACGGUGAAAACUUUCCAGUUCCACGUUGUUGCGUCAGAUUCUGGAUUUCCUUCACUGAGCAGCAACGUCACAGUGAACGUGUUCAUUCUGGAUCAGAACGACAACGCUCCAGUCAUCCUGUAUCCAGUCAGCUCCAACGGUUCUGCUGAAGGUGUGGAGGAGAUUCCCCGCAAUGUGAACGCAGGACACUUGGUGACUAAAGUCAGAGCCUAUGACGCUGAUAUAGGAUAUAACGGCUGGUUACUGUUUUCACUGCAGGAAGUUACUGACCACAGUCUCUUUGGCUUGGACCGCUAUACAGGACAGAUCAGAACACUUCGCUCAUUCACAGAGAAAGACGAGGCUGAGCACAAACUGCUCAUACUGGUCAAAGACAAUGGGAACGUGUCACUCUCAGCAACAGCUACUGUCAUCGUCAAAGUCGUGGAGCCCAAAGAAGCUUUUGCAGCUUCUGAUGUGAAAAGCUCAUCAAAAGCAGAAAAGGACAGUAAUGUGACUUUUUACCUGAUGAUAACUGUGGGUUCAGUUUCAGCUCUUUUCCUCGUCAGUAUCAUCGUGCUGAUUUCAAUGCAGUGCUCAAAGUCCACAGACUAUACUUCUAAAUAUUUGCCAGAGCCUAAUUAUGACGGGACACUGUGUCACAGCAUCCAGUACAGAUCUGGAGACAAACGCUACAUGUUAGUUGGACCCAGGAUGAGUAUAGGAUCUACUAUAGCCCCAGGAAGCCAUGCCAACACACUAAUGCUGCCUGACAGGAGAGGGACAUCUGGAGAGGUAAGCUGGAUGACUUUUGCUUGA